AUGGAAGAUCAUAAUUCUCACAUUACGGAAAGUCUUGAUUCUAUCGUUAAUGAAUGGUUACAAAAAGCGAAUGAAAAUGAAGCCUCAAAAAUUUCGAUGCUCGAAAAUAAUAAUGAAACAAAAGUGUCAUUAUUUGAAACUAUUAGUGGAAGUGUUGAUAAUAAUCCCUCAUUAAAAUUGGAAAUAUUGACAGAAACACUUCAAUUACACGAAAUUAUCAGCAACCCAUUAACUCCCUUAGAUUGUUCAGAAUUUGGAUCUGGUGAAAAGAUUGAGAUCUUAAGAAAAUGUAUAGAAGAUCUAACGAAAUUGGAACUUUUCGAAAUUGAUAAAAAUAUCAAAGACGUUAAUAAUGUGCAUCCUGAUGCAAGUUACAUGAGUCGAUGUAUCAGCAAUGAUACUAAAAUUAUAGAAGACACAGAAUUUUUGGAGUUACAUGCAGAAUGG
This is a messenger RNA of Dentiscutata erythropus, 447 nucleotides long. The record is from the annotation of a GenBank genome assembly. Lineage: Eukaryota; Fungi; Glomeromycota; Glomeromycetes; Diversisporales; Gigasporaceae.